UUGGUUGGAUUGGUAAAAGCUAUAAUUUAGUUCGUGUCAAUGGCGCCACAAAUUCUCAUGUAGAACGAGGUAAAUCAGAGAUUAUUCAGUUGAUGACUUUGAUGGAAGAACGUGGCAUUCGUGCCAACUAUCAGACCUAUCUUUGGCUAUUAGAAGGGUGCUUGACUUCUGGGUCUUUACUUGAAACUAAGAGGCUCCACUCUAAGAUUUUGAAAUCAGGUUUUGACGGGGAGCCUUUACUAAUCGAUAGUCUUCUUGAUAAUUAUCUUCAACAUGGGGAUCUAAAUGGGGCAGUUAAAGUGUUUGAUGAUAAUCCUAACAGAAAUGUACUUUUUUGGAAUAAGAUGAUUCACGGCCUCGUUGCGCGGAAGUUGCAUUCCCAGGUGUUUGGUCUCUUCCGACGAAUGAUAGCUGAAAAAAUUGCUCCCAAUGAAUAUACUUUCGCUGGGAUUUUAAAGGCUUGUGGUGGUUGCAACAUUGAGUUCAACCAUGUAGAACAGGUACAUUCUAGGAUAAUCUAUUAUGGUUUUGAUAGUAGUCCACUUGUUGCUAAUCUAUUGAUUGAUUUGUAUUCAAAGAAUGGGUACAUAGGGUCAGCUAAAAAAGUUUUCAAUUACAUAUAUAUGAAGGAUAUUGUUACUUGGGUAGCUAUGAUCUCAGGUUUAUCUCAAAAUGGACUUGAAGAAGAGGCCAUUCUCCUUUUCUGUGAUAUGCAUGCAUCAGAAAUCUUUCCUACUCCUUAUGUACUGUCUAGUGUGUUAAGUGCUUCUACCAAGACUCAAUUAUUUGGUUUGGGAGAGCAGCUUCACUGUCUAAUUAUUAAGUGGGGAUUUCAUUCUGAAACGUAUGUCUGCAAUGCUCUUGUGGCGUUGUAUACCCGGUCUGGGAAAUUGAUAUCUGCUGAGCAGAUAUUCAGCAAAAUGCAAUUUAGGGAUGGUGUUUCGUAUAACUCACUAAUAUCUGGCCUAGUUCAGCAAGGAUUUAGUGACAGAGCCCUGGAGUUGUUUAAUAAAAUGCAACGAGAUUGCUUGAAACCCGACUGUAUUACAGUUGCUAGUCUGUUGAGUGCUUGCGCAUCAGUUGGGGCUCUUCAUAAGGGAAUGCAACUCCACUCAUUUGCAAUAAAAGCUGGAAUGUCUGCAGAUAUUAUUCUUGAAGGUUCUCUUCUUGAUCUUUAUUCAAAGUGUGCUGAUGUAGAGACUGCACAUAAAUUUUUCCUUACAACAGAGACAGAAAAUAUAGUGUUGUGGAAUGUGAUGCUAGUUGCUUAUGGGCAAUUGAAUAAUCUCCGUGAUUCAUUUGAAAUAUUUAGACAAAUGCAGAUUGAGGGCAUGAUACCCAAUCAGUUCACCUACCCAAGUAUUUUGAGAACUUGUACUUCUUUAGGAGCCUUGUAUUUAGGAGAGCAAAUUCAUACCCAUGUAAUAAAGACUGGGUUUCAGUUGAAUGUCUAUGUUUGUAGUGUGCUUAUAGACAUGUAUGCUAAACAUGGACAAUUAGACAUUGCCCUUGGGAUCCUUAGACGGCUGCCAGAGAACGAUGUUGUCUCCUGGACUGCAAUGAUUGCUGGUUAUGUACAACAUGAUAUGUUUUCAGAAGCACUUAAACUUUUUGAAGAAAUGGAGUACCGAGGAAUUCGAUCCGAUAAUAUUGGAUUUUCCAGUGCUAUUAGUGCAUGUGCAGGUCUCCGGGCCCUCCAUCAAGGACAACAAAUUCAUGCUCAGUCACAUGUGUCUGGUUUCGGAGAUGAUAUUUCAAUCAACAAUGCUCUAAUUAGUCUAUAUGCCAGAUGCGGUAGAAUUCAAGAGGCAUACUUAGCAUUUGAGAAAAUUGAUGGUAAAAAUAAUAUCUCCUGGAAUUCAUUGGUUUCAGGAUAUGCACAGAGUGGGUAUUUUGAAGAAGCAUUGCAGGUAUUUGUACGAAUGCUACGGACUGAAGCAGAGGUUAAUAUGUUCACAUAUGGAUCUGCCAUCAGUGCUGCAGCCAGUCUUGCGAACAUAAAGCAGGGGCAACAACUCCAUGCCAUGAUUUUGAAAACGGGAUAUGAUUCCGAAAUGGAAGCUUCUAAUUCUUUAAUUACAUUGUAUGCAAAAUGUGGUAGCAUAAGUGAUGCCUGGAGAGAAUUUAAUGACAUGUCAGAAAAAAAUGUGAUUUCUUGGAAUGCCAUGAUCACUGGCUAUUCCCAGCAUGGUUGUGGUAUGGAAGCACUUCACCUUUUUGAAGAGAUGAAGAAGUGUGGGAUCAUGCCAAACCACGUUACUUUUGUGGGAGUUUUGUCAGCAUGUAGCCAUGUUGGACUUGUGAAAGAAGGUCUCGGUUACUUCGAAUCCAUGUCUAAAGUGCACGGUUUAGUUCCCAAGUCCGAACACUAUGUGAAUGUGGUGGAUCUCCUUGGUCGGACUGGUCUUUUGAACCAAGCAAUGGAAUUUAUAGAAGAGAUGCCUAUCUCUGCAGAUGCAAUGAUCUGGAGAACACUUUUAAGUUCUUGUGUUAUCCACAAAAAUAUGGAAAUAGGAGAGCGUGCUGCUCAACAUCUCCUAGAAUUGGAACCUGAAGACUCAGCCACCUAUGUGCUACUGUCAAAUAUAUAUGCAGUGUCUAGAAAAUGGGUUCAUAGGGAUUGGUCAAGGAAAUUGAUGAAAGACAGGGGGGUAAAGAAAGAGCCGGGUCGUAGUUGGAUUGAAGUUAAAAAUACAGUUCAUGCAUUCUAUGCUGGAGAUAAGCUCCAUCCAUUUACGAAUCAGAUAUACGAGUAUAUAGGAGAUUUAAAUAGACGAACAUCUGAAAUUGGAUAUGUGCAAGAUAGCUUUAACCUUUUGAAUGAGUCAGAGCAAGGCCAGAAGGAUCCAACAAUGUGUGUUCAUAGUGAGAAAUUAGCAAUUGCUUUUGGACUACUUAGCUUGUGUAAUAAUAUUCCCAUACGAGUAAUGAAGAAUCUUCGUGUCUGUAAUGAUUGCCAUAGUUGGAUUAAGUACGUAUCAAAGAUUUCACACCGGUCGAUUAUAGUUAGAGAUGCACAUCGCUUUCAUCAUUUUGAUGACGGUGUCUGCUCAUGUAGAGAUUUUUGGUAACUGCCAGUAAAAACACUCACCUUUUUGAUUCUCGACUUCCAUGCUUCUGAGGUUCUCAGGCUUCUUGACGUCAACAAAUAGCACGUAUAAGGGUAUAGCCAUGGGCGUACAUUUGAAGAAUCCUAUCUACCCUUCCAAGAAGCGUGUUUGUGCCCCAUUUUUAAAAACAGAUUUGAUGUGUUUCAGCCUUUUAAGAAAUGGAUUGGAAAAGGCUGAGGAGGGGAUUUAAUAAACGAAAAAAUUGGAUCCUACCAAACAAGUUUGGACAGGAAAAUCUUAUGGCAGAAGAUGAUAAUUUGCCUCGAGACUACCGUAGGGGGGUAAUUAAGUAUAGCUCAGUGGACGGGUCACUUCCUCCUUCCUCCUCGAAGGUUGAUAGUUCAAUUCUCCAUCCUCCAUCCCACAUUUGAAUUAAAAAGAAAAAAAAAAAGAGCUACCAUAGGAGGAGGACCAAGUUCUUCAAUAUUCUUUUGAACCUUGAUUUCAGAUUUUGGAUUGCCCAAAUGGCUCCCAAAUCAAUGGUCUCAGCACUCAAUUGCUUCCACUCGCAAAAUCUACCGAAACAAGCUGAUCAAAUAUCUUCAUUGAGGUAAAUAUAGCUUCAAACUAAUGGUUAGUUUAAUUAAAUCAUUCACCAUAGCAAAUUUUCUGUAUAGCAAAAAACAAUAAAAGAAGUGAAUGUGAGGCUUUGGCUAAGUUUCAAUUAGAGCAAUCAAUGGGUACUUUCUAUUUAGUUUUUGUAUCGAACCAGUUGAAUCGAUUAGUUCGGUCCAAUGUUUUUAGACCGAACCGACUUGAGAUAGGCUUGUUCGGUUCCAAGGUCCUGAGAUGUAACUAUUUUUUUUUUUUCCUUGGGGAGUUAGAACCAAAUCAAUCCCAUUUAAUAUAGGUUAUUUCGGUUUGAUUCGAUUCGGUUCAA
Momordica charantia (bitter melon) is the source of this 3990-nucleotide messenger RNA. The record is from RefSeq and is a predicted model, not a curated record. Lineage: Eukaryota; Viridiplantae; Streptophyta; Magnoliopsida; Cucurbitales; Cucurbitaceae.